Ornithodoros turicata is the source of this 1016-nucleotide messenger RNA. It is a transcript of the gene RpS6, whose product is annotated as small ribosomal subunit protein eS6-like. The coding region runs from base 103 to 984 and encodes 293 amino acids. The transcript has 4 exons. The record is from RefSeq and is a predicted model, not a curated record. Gene Ontology annotation, molecular function: structural constituent of ribosome. Gene Ontology annotation, biological process: translation. NCBI's taxonomy places the organism in Eukaryota, Metazoa, Arthropoda, Arachnida, Ixodida, Argasidae. Gene Ontology annotation, cellular component: ribosome.
UGUAGAUAUCGUAGCGCCCUCUGCAGAAUCUGGCAUCUCUGCUCUUGCGUGCCGAAAGUCGGUCCUUUCUAAUAGUGGGUACGUCGAGUUAAUGUCGACAAAAUGAAGCUGAAUAUUUCAUACCCAGCAACUGGCUGUCAAAAACUCAUCGAAGUUGACGAUGAGAAGAAGGUCCGCAUCUUCUACGAGAAGCGUAUGGGCCAGGAAGUCGAGGCUGACUCGCUCGGUGACGAAUGGAAGGGCUAUGUGGUGCGCAUCUCCGGCGGCAACGACAAGCAGGGAUUCCCGAUGAAACAGGGUAUCUUGACAGCUGGCCGUGUCCGUCUGUUGCUUUCUAAGGGCCACUCGUGCUACCGGCCACGCCGGACCGGCGAAAGGAAACGCAAGUCUGUACGCGGUUGUAUUGUCGACUCCAACCUCAGCGUUAUCAGCUUGGUGAUCAAGAAAAAGGGCGAACAGGAAAUCCCUGGCCUGACUGACACGACCCUUCCCCGCCGCUUGGGCCCCAAGCGUGCCAGCAAGAUCCGCAAGCUGUACAACCUCUCCAAGGAGGACGACGUGCGCCAGUACGUAAUCCGCAGGCCCCUGCCCCAGAAGGAGGGCAAGAAGCCCCGCUCCAAGGCCCCCAAGAUCCAGCGACUCAUCACCCCGGCCAUGCUGCAGCACAAGCGUCACCGGUUGGCUCUCAAGAAGCGCCGCACCCUCAAGCGCAAGGAGGACGCCGCUGAGUACGCCCGACUCCUCGCCCAGCGGGCAAAGGAGAAGAAGGAGAAGAGGCAGGACCAGAUCCGCAGGAGGCGUUCGGCCUCCCAGAGCCAGAGCCAGUCCUCAACUGGAGCGGCGCCCGCUCCGCCCAAGGCUCCGAAGGCAGCCAAGGCCCCAGCAGCACCCAAGGCGGCAACUGCGCAGGCCAAGGCCCCGGCCAAAGCACCAGCAAAGGAGGCGGCCAAGACUAAGUCGAAGGCCAAGCCAAAGGGAAAGUAGACUGACGGAGGAAUAAAACGAGGUUAAUCUGG